Penicillium olsonii is the source of this 468-nucleotide messenger RNA. The record is from the annotation of a GenBank genome assembly. NCBI's taxonomy places the organism in Eukaryota, Fungi, Ascomycota, Eurotiomycetes, Eurotiales, Aspergillaceae.
AUGCCACCAGUGAACCCAGACCCAAAGCUGGACGAGGAACUCUUCGACGAAACGGAUCCAGUGGUUGAUGGCCCUAUCUCUGUGGAUCAUGGAUUGAAUUUCAAGGUCGGCAAGGGCACUUUCUUGAAUUUCAACCUGCUUGUCCUCGAUACUUGUCUGAUCACUAUCGGCGAGAACGUGUUGUUUGGCCCGAACGUUUGCAUAUACGGUGCAACACACCCGAUGGAUCCUGCUGUUCGACGAGGAUUGAAGGGACCGGAAGGCGGCAAGGAAGUGCACAUUGAAGAUGAUGUUUGGAUCGGUGGCAGUGUCAUUGUACUUGGAGGUGUUAGAAUCGGGAAGGGGAGUACAGUCGGGGCUGGCUCAGUUGUCACCAAGGAUGUUCCUCCUUUCCACUUUGUUGCCGGAAACCCGGCCAGGAUUAUUCGGCGGGUUGAGACAAGCAUGGACCCUGAACAGCAGAAAUGA